AUGAAAAUUCUGGUGUGUGGAGAUGUGGAGGGUCACUUCAAGCAACUGUUUAGCAGAGUCCAGAGCAUCCUCUCCAAGAACAAAGACUUUGAGCUGCUGUUGUGUGUUGGAUCUUUCUUUAGCUCUGGCUGCCAGGAGGAGUGGAGCAAGUAUCGGGAGGGGGUGGAAACAGUGCCUCUACCGACGUUCAUCCUUGGCCCGUGUUGGACUGAGCAUGGCCAGUUCUAUGGAGACUUGUCACGUGAUGGAGGAGAGCUUUGCCCCAAUGUCACAUGUCUAGGUCAGCGUGGAGUGUACAGUGCGUCCAGUGGUCUGAGGGUGGCCUAUCUCAGUGGGAGCUACCAGGGGAGGACCUAUCAGCAUCAAGACAAGGGAGAUAAUCUAUUGCGACCAUAUUUCACUGACUCUGAUGUGUCCUGGCUGGAGGGUGAGUGCAGUGGAGAGGGCUACCGUGGAGUGGACAUUCUCCUCACCUCUGAUUGGCCCGGGGCAGUGGACAAGUUCACAGUGGCUCCUGACGGACUGGACCUGAGUGCAGUGGGGGCAAAGCCUCUGAGUAAACUGGCCAUGUGUCUCAAGCCACGCUACCAUUUUGCAGCUCUACACCAAACCUUCUAUGAGAGAAUACCGUACAGGUACAGUACAACCAUCCCUGUAUUAUUAGAGUACUAG
Messenger RNA from Halichondria panicea, 672 nucleotides. RefSeq names its product CWF19-like protein 1. The record is from RefSeq and is a predicted model, not a curated record. The coding region runs from base 1 to 672 and encodes 223 amino acids. Gene Ontology annotation, molecular function: RNA lariat debranching enzyme activator activity. Gene Ontology annotation, biological process: mRNA splicing, via spliceosome. NCBI's taxonomy places the organism in Eukaryota, Metazoa, Porifera, Demospongiae, Suberitida, Halichondriidae. Gene Ontology annotation, cellular component: post-mRNA release spliceosomal complex. The transcript is spliced from 7 exons.